Zychaea mexicana is the source of this 978-nucleotide messenger RNA. Its product is annotated as Arb2 domain-containing protein. Gene Ontology annotation, molecular function: siRNA binding. The transcript has 11 exons. Bases 1 to 978 code for a protein of 325 amino acids. NCBI's taxonomy places the organism in Eukaryota, Fungi, Mucoromycota, Mucoromycetes, Mucorales, Lichtheimiaceae. Gene Ontology annotation, cellular component: nucleus. The record is from RefSeq and is a predicted model, not a curated record. Gene Ontology annotation, biological process: regulatory ncRNA-mediated heterochromatin formation.
AUGUACAGACGUCGACUCGUGAAAAAGGUUAAGCCAGAAUUCCCAAAGACCCUUGAUGGUUUCGGCUACGUUCUCAAGGACAAUGGCGAGAUUCGAGACAAAGAGACUGACCUUGUGGGCGACCUGGUGGAAGAACGUCUGCAAGCUGAACCAAUUGGCUUCAAUAAGGUCACGAUCCCUGUCGAUGCUGAUCCUUCAGAGGAUCCUCAUACCCACAUUUUCAUGACUCCAAAUGCCUUGACGGCACCCGACAGACUCCUCGUACUGAUUCCAGGCAACAACACACGUAUCGGUCAAUGGACUCGACGAGCCAUGUGUGAUGAUAACAUCAACUCAGGUUCGAUGAUUGAAGUAGCAAAGUUGGCCAAGGAGCGAGGAUAUGAAACCAUGAUUCUGAAUCCAAAUGGCAUCUUCUGGUACGAUGGCAAAGCCAACGAAAUGCCGCCCCUGACCCAUAUGAAUUUCCUCAUGUUGCCAGAAAACGAUGGACCGGAACAGCAUUGCAGAUACGUAUUUGACCAUUUUAUCAGCAAAGCAAAGGCCAAGAGAAUCGUCGCAAUGACCCUCGGUUGGGGUGGCUUCUGCUUGACUGAGCUACUGAACCAAAACUUCGACUUUUUCAAAGAACGAGUGCAAGCUGUGGCAAUGGCGGACAGUACCCAUUCAAGCGACCUGGUUUCAAGCGAUCGCGAGCGCAUCUGGAUACGCAAUCAUGUACUGAAUUGGUGUGCAUCGACCAAUGCUCGUGGAGAACCGGUCAAGGACACCCGGCUUGGAUGCGACUGCAUCUCUUCUGGUGAUGAGCUGGCCGAGUUUACAGUGACACAUUGCAUACAAGACAUGCUGCGUUUCAUUGAUACGAAGAUGGGCGACUAUAUACCUGAGGAAGUGGACGAUGAGAUUAUCCGCGAAGAUGAGCAAUUGGAAGUUGAAGAGGCCGAGCUGGAGGAGCACGUUAAGAUAAUCAACAUUAGCUAA